Messenger RNA from Ilex paraguariensis (yerba mate), 168 nucleotides. Lineage: Eukaryota; Viridiplantae; Streptophyta; Magnoliopsida; Aquifoliales; Aquifoliaceae. The record is from the annotation of a GenBank genome assembly.
CACCCUGUCGGAAACACCCUCUCCCCAAAAGUAGGUGCCCCUCCAGAGGCACCCUCUCCCAAAGUAGACGCCCUCCAAGAGCACCUGUUGGCGACAUCUUCCUUGAUAGGCACCCCUUGGCCCUCACUGUUGGCACCCUCCUCCUUUGGUAGACGCCCUUGGUCCCUU